AUGGAUAUUAAUGAAUCAGCUAAAGAAAUUUGUAGAUGUAAAGCUUGUUUAAUUAUUGAUUCACAAGAACUGGAUUUAGAAUUUUAUAACAAUUCAGAAUUAGAACUAUUAAAUCAAUUUGAACAAUAUAGAGAAUUAGAAUUACAACAAAACAAUAAAUAUGAAAUAUUAAAUAAUAAUUUUGCAAAUACAAAUCUAACAAUUUAA
Molecule: messenger RNA, 207 nt
Organism: Racocetra fulgida
Lineage: Eukaryota; Fungi; Glomeromycota; Glomeromycetes; Diversisporales; Gigasporaceae
Source: the annotation of a GenBank genome assembly